UUUCCCCCUUUUUGAGGCCCCCCUCUCAUUUCUAUCUCUCAUCUUUCCCUCAAAAUUUCUCCGAGGGUCUUCUUCUCUGAAGUCGAAAACCUCUCGAACCCUAAAAUUACCUAGAAACCUCCCCAUAAUUUAUCUCCCAUUUCUUCAAUUUCCCCCAAAUUGAUUUCAAUUCCUGGGUUAAUUAAGAAUGCAGAACCAAAGAAUGAAGCAACAGCAGCAAGCUUUGAUGCAGCAAGCUCUUAUUCAGCAGCAGUCUCUUUACCACCCUGGUCUUCUUGCUGCUCCUCAGAUUGAGCCAUAUCCCAGUGGAAACCUUCCUCCUGGUUUUGAUCCCUCUACAUGCCGCAGUGUGUAUGUGGGUAAUAUUCAUCCUCAAGUCACUGAACCAUUAAUCCAAGAGGUUUUUGCUAGUGCUGGCCCUGUCGAAGGUUGCAAGCUUAUUAGGAAGGAAAAGUCGUCCUAUGGUUUCAUUCACUACUAUGAUCGCAGAUUUGCGAGCAUGGCUAUAUUGACACUUAAUGGAAGACAUUUGUUUGGGCAGCCUAUAAAGGUUAAUUGGGCGUAUACUAGUGGUCAACGAGAAGACACUUCAAACCACUUUAAUGUGUUCGUUGGUGAUCUGAGUCCCGAGGUUACUGAUGCGAUGCUGUAUGCUUGUUUUUCCACUUACCAUAGUUGUUCAGAUGCAAGAGUAAUGUGGGAUCAGAAAACUGCGCGUUCCAGGGGGUUUGGAUUUGUUUCAUUUCGCAACCAACAGGAUGCCCAAAGUGCUAUAAAUGAUCUUACUGGAAAAUGGCUUGGUAGUAGGCAGAUACGCUGCAAUUGGGCCACUAAAGGUGCUACUUCCAACGAUGAUAAGCAGAGUUCUGAUUCAAAAAGUGUGGUGGAAUUGACAAAUGGGUCAUCAGAAGAUGGAAAGGAGGCCACAAACAGCGAAGCCCCUGAAAAUAAUCCUCAAUUUACAACUGUAUAUGUUGGGAAUCUUGCCCCUGAGACUACUCAGCUUGACCUCCAUCGCCAUUUCCAUAAUUUGGGUGCUGGAGCUAUUGAAGAAGUAAGGGUGCAACGUGACAAAGGCUUUGGCUUUGUUAGGUACAGCACUCAUGCUGAAGCUGCAAUUGCCAUUCAGUUUGGAAAUACACAAAGUAUGCUUUUGGGCAAACUAAUCAAGUGCUCCUGGGGAAGCAAGCCAACACCAGCAGGGACAGCAUCAAAUCCACUUCCUCCACCUGCUCCUGCACCUUUAGGCCUUUCGGCUACAGAUCUUCUAUCCUAUGAGAGGCAACUAGCAAUGAGUAAGAUGGGUGGGAUGGGUGGUAUGCAUGCUCUUAUGCAUGCACAGGGCCCACAUCCACUCAACAAGGGUAAUAUGGGAAUGACAGCUGCUGGAGCUAGCCAAGCUAUUUAUGAUGGCGGGUUUCAAAACGUUGCAGCUGCCCAGCAAAUGAUGUACUACCAUUAAAAUCUUGAUGCACAGCCCUUUUGGAUUCCUUCUGCAUCCGCCGAUUUGCAUUCGUGUGUCUAAAAUUGUUUUAUUAGCUCUAUCUAUGUUUCUCCUCUUGAUUGGGAGUGGGAUUGAGGCUUAUUUCCCUCCUUGUACUUGAUUGUCCUGUGUGUUGAUGCAUGAUGUAACCCUUUUUCUUUUUUUUUUUUUUUAAUCUUUCCCCUCGGCUUUUAAAGUUUCAGUUUCUUUCUUUUCUCUUCCUAUCUUGUAGGAACUGAUGGUUGAUCUAGAGGAAGUAUGUCCAUUAUGGACACUAUAUAUAUAUACAUAUAUCUUCCUUUUUUUU
Molecule: messenger RNA, 1790 nt
Organism: Spinacia oleracea (spinach)
Lineage: Eukaryota; Viridiplantae; Streptophyta; Magnoliopsida; Caryophyllales; Amaranthaceae
Product: oligouridylate-binding protein 1B
Exons: 12
Coding region: 188-1462 (424 amino acids)
Cellular component (GO): cytosol
Molecular function (GO): mRNA binding
Source: RefSeq, a predicted model, not a curated record